GAUGGUUGCCGCUUCUGCCACCCGUAACAUGCUCCAUCAAUAUGGCCGUCGCGCCAUCGGCAUCUCGUUGAUCGCCUCCGUCGGCGCCACCGCCGCCUUCUUCUUCGGAUACGUUCAGCCAAGACACGAGAAAUACGAACGCUUCUUCGCCAACUACGAUCCAUACACCAGAAUGAAGGAGAUCUGUGCCGCGAACAAGGGAUACAUGCACACAUGCCCACAGGAGCUCGCCAAGCUCUACGAGGAGAAGGGCAAGACUGUUGCCGAUUUGUAGACGCCCACGCCUCGAAUCUUGUGUGUGUUCUUGUACUAUUUUGUUAGUCAAUUUCUUAUUCUCUUCGAAAUGUUGCGAUAUUCUUAAAUAGCUUGGUUUGUUCCGAAUAAAAAUGUUCGUAAUCCG
Molecule: messenger RNA, 400 nt
Organism: Caenorhabditis elegans
Lineage: Eukaryota; Metazoa; Nematoda; Chromadorea; Rhabditida; Rhabditidae
Gene: cox-6C
Product: Mitochondrial cytochrome c oxidase subunit VIc/VIIs domain-containing protein
Exons: 2
Coding region: 2-274 (90 amino acids)
Source: RefSeq, marked reviewed